Messenger RNA from Peromyscus leucopus (white-footed mouse), 4077 nucleotides. RefSeq names its product WD repeat domain, phosphoinositide interacting 2 (gene Wipi2). Gene Ontology annotation, cellular component: extrinsic component of membrane; cytosol; phagophore assembly site membrane. The transcript is spliced from 12 exons. Gene Ontology annotation, biological process: autophagy of mitochondrion; nucleophagy; protein lipidation. Gene Ontology annotation, molecular function: phosphatidylinositol-3,5-bisphosphate binding; phosphatidylinositol-3-phosphate binding; protein binding. The record is from RefSeq and is a predicted model, not a curated record. NCBI's taxonomy places the organism in Eukaryota, Metazoa, Chordata, Mammalia, Rodentia, Cricetidae. Bases 20 to 1357 code for a protein of 445 amino acids.
CCGUCGCGCGCGCGCAGCCAUGAACCUGGCGAGCCAGAGCGGAGAGGCCGGCGCCGGCCAGCUGCUGUUCGCCAACUUCAACCAGGAUAACACGUCCCUAGCUGUUGGUAGUAAGUCCGGGUAUAAGUUUUUCUCCCUUUCUUCUGUGGAUAAGCUGGAACAGAUCUAUGAAUGCACUGACACUGAAGAUGUGUGCAUCGUAGAGAGGUUGUUCUCAAGCAGCUUGGUGGCCAUCGUUAGCCUCAAAGCUCCAAGGAAGCUGAAAGUUUGCCACUUUAAGAAGGGAACCGAGAUAUGCAACUACAGCUACUCCAACACGAUACUGGCUGUGAAGCUGAACAGGCAGAGGCUCAUCGUGUGUUUGGAAGAGUCGCUCUAUAUACACAACAUCCGGGACAUGAAGGUACUUCAUACCAUCCGAGAGACACCCCCAAACCCUGCAGGCUUGUGUGCACUGUCAAUAAACAAUGACAACUGCUACUUGGCGUAUCCAGGGAGUGCGACCAUUGGAGAGGUGCAGGUCUUCGACACCAUUAACUUGAGAGCUGCAAACAUGAUCCCUGCUCAUGACAGUCCCUUAGCAGCCCUGGCUUUUGAUGCAAGUGGGACCAAGCUUGCCACUGCUUCUGAGAAGGGGACUGUGAUCCGGGUAUUUUCCAUUCCAGAGGGACAAAAGCUGUUUGAGUUCCGGAGAGGAGUGAAGAGGUGUGUGAGCAUCUGCUCCCUGGCCUUCAGCAUGGACGGCAUGUUCCUCUCCGCAUCCAGCAACACCGAAACUGUGCACAUCUUCAAACUUGAGGCCGUGAGGGAAAAACCUCCAGAAGAGCCCACCACCUGGACUGGCUACUUUGGGAAGGUGCUCAUGGCGUCUACCAGCUACCUGCCCUCACAAGUGACAGAAAUGUUCAACCAGGGCAGGGCCUUUGCCACUGUCCGCCUACCAUUCUGUGGCCAUAAAAACAUCUGCUCAUUAACCACAAUUCAGAAGAUCCCACGGUUGCUGGUAGGAGCAUCAGAUGGCUAUUUAUACAUGUACAACCUGGACCCCCAGGAAGGUGGCGAGUGUGCCCUGAUGCGUCAGCACAGACUCGAUGGCAGUAUGGAGACGACCAGUGAAAUCGUAGACUCUGCAUCGCAUGACUGCCCGUUAGUAACACAGACCUAUGGCGCGGCAGCUGCCAAAGGUGCCUAUGUGCCCUCGUCCCCAACGAGACUUGGUAAAGGGCAGGACGCCAACUUAGAAGCCUACACAGAUGACCUGGGUGCCGUGGGGGGCGCAUGCCUGGAGGAUGAAGCCAGUGCCCUGCGCCUGGAUGAAGACAGUGAACAUCCUCCCAUGAUUCUCCGGACUGACUGAUCCGGACCUGUGAACUCUGGCCCAGGAACAGAACCCUGGCCUGGCAGAGGACUUGUGCAUUGCUGCUAUGAACUUUGACCUGAAUUGAGGGAGAGGAUGGCAGAGACUGUAAAGCAAAGAGAUUGUAGUUAUAGCCUAUCCAUACUGUUGAGAAAAUACACUGUUUUCACUUCAGUGACUUUAAUCCUGCUUAUGAAGUUUAGCUUUUUAUUUUUUCUCACUCUUUAUUUUAUUUUUAUUUUAUUUUAUUUUUGCCAAAAUUAACUGUUUGGUGAAGUCUGUGGUCUCCUUGCUUUGCAUGCGUGACGUGCCAAGCCAGCAUAGGAGAGCGAGUGGUCACUCCAUAGCAGACCACAGUUGUCAGGUCUCAUGGCAGGCCAGGGAUGAAGAGAGCUCUGUGUGCAGUGAUUCUGCAGGGACAGGGCCCAUCCGCCACUGAGACAGCCAGGGUACCAGUGGACAGUGGCCGCCGUCAGGAGUCCUCUCGCCCUGCAGCCCCACCCGGGCCAUUUUCCCCCAACUCAUUAUACUCUUUCCAGAGUGGAGCAUUCUGAGACUAGCUUCCUCCAGGGGGACUGUUGUUUGGGGUCUUGUUCUUCGUGGGGAUCUUGAGGGAGAGGCAGUUUCUGCUCUGUGCCUUCUCUUCUGGCUGGUGAACUUGGCAAUGCGCCAGAGCAGCCUGGAGCCAAGGAAGGCAGUCUCAUCUGUGUCAUUAAAUGCUCUGUCUCCUACUGUCCCCAUCCGACAACUGUGACUUGGUUUUUUGUUGUUGUUUUUAGAGGACAGUCUAGCUACUCCCAUGCCCAAAAAGCACAAAGGUGUAAGAUGCUUCAUCAAGCAUCAGGCAUCAGUCUGCUGACCUGAUCUGUCUGCCAGAAGCUCCCUCCAGUCCCCAGAGUUAGCAGCAGCUGCGACAGGUAGAGAGGCCCCAGGGAGAUGGCUCCCUCCCCGGGGUGACCCUCCCCAGGGUGACGUGCCUUUUCUAUCUUGGUCUUGAAGUGUGCAGGAAAGUGACGUCAGGUUUCAGGGCUGCACUCACUUCUGUUUGCUUUUGACUUUUUGGUGGCUUUGGGGGAAGUACAGAUGCACAUUAUAGCCCAGGCUGCCCUGGAACUCACUAUGUAGCCCGUGCUGGCCUCAAACUUAGAGCGUUCCCCCUGCCUCAACUUCCUGAGAGCUGGGAUUACAGGUAGCACUGUGCCUAGUUCCUUUCUCAGCUCUACAGAAUGAAAAGUUCAGGCCCUCAAAUCUGCAUUCUAAACACAGACCCUAGCAGUGGAGUUACGAAUGUGUGGGGUGUUGCUUCUUCAUGAACAUGGCUUUAGGUCUGAGCAGGGAAUGAGGAGGAUAAUAUCAGGGUACCAGCUUCUGCCAGCCUGCUCAGGCUUUUAGACAGGAGAGCUAUAGGGAGCUGUCUUAAGUUUAGUCUGCUUAAGUCUGGUAGAGUGUUUCUACAGAGUGCCAGUGGCUAGACAUACCUGCUGAUGUCUCCUGCUCUUGCUGUUCCCACAGUGGCUAAUCAUAUGGGUGGGGUACAAGGGGUACCCACAGCUAGAUCUGGCUGCUGGCUGCACCUGUGCCCUGAAGCAUCUAAGUAGCCAAACUAUGUACAUUUUAUAAGGCAGGGAUGGAGCUGGGGGUACUGAACUUUAAACUGUAUGAUUGUCUGGACCCUGAUAACAUUGGACCCCAGCCCUGUGGUCUGCCACAGUGGGUGCUUCUCUAGGAGAAUGAAAUGGGCCUUUGCAAGACCAGGCACAGGCAGGGAGUACCGACCAGAAGAGCCUGGGAAGUGCACAGGGUUGACUGGGAGUUGGGGUUUCCUGGAACCAAAGAGUGAAUGUCUGGAUUCAAGUGUGACUUGUGUGCUGACCCUUGACUUAAAUACUGUGUGCGUUUGGGGCUCAGCUUUAUCUGCUGAGAUUUCUUCUAUCUUGGAAGUUAGUGUUCCAAAAACAUGUUUGGGCCCAAUUUCCUCACUUGAAAAUUUGGUCAGAAAAGGCAGCUUCCGGUGUCCAGGGCUCUCUGCCCUCACUCCAUGGUCUUGCCAGGCUGAACAGACUCAGUCUCUGCUGACCUUUGAGAGGUCUGCACACCACUUGCAGGCCUCGGUUUUGAGGAGGGAGGAGAGAGUAGCUCUCUGAGGUGGGCACUCGUUGUUGGGACUCACCACUGGUAGAGCCAACGGAGGGGCUGAAUCAGUAGAACACACGCUCGAGUGAUUGCUGACCCCCAGGCCUCACACUAAUGGUCAUUUUUAAGUUUUUAGUUUUCCAAAGUUAAGAGACAAUUUUGGAAUCAGGUGUGGCACACACCUGUAAUCCCAGCAGUCAGGAGAGUGAGACAGGAGGAUUGCUGUAAGUUUGAGGCCAGCCUAGACUAUAUAGUUCUGGGCAAGCCUGGCCUACAGAAUGAGAACCUGUCUCAAAAAGCCAAAGGAUGACAACUUUAAAACAAAAAAUGGGGAAUGAGAGUUUAAAACUCCAAAAUUUUUAAGAUUUGUGUGGAUUGGGACCAAAGCUUUUGUAUUUUCUAAAACAAUGAAGGAGUCCCUUGUCCUGCCUCCACUAAUGGUGUGAACUAGGGGCAGGUCUCAGGGCCUCGGGCUGGACUGUACGAGAAGAACCCUACCUCACAGGGCUGUUGUGAGGUGUGUGAGGGAGCCCCAGCACAGAGCCUGGCCAGCAAUGGACUCCAAUAAACACUAAAACUGAAACAUC